CACACACACACACAUCUCCUCCCAAUGCAAACCUGCAAAUGCCAUGGACACUUACGCAAGGUCUCCUCUCGCUCAGCGCAGAGCCAUUUACUGUGCAUCCACUGUGUCUCCCAACUGGCCAACAUCAAGCCAAACCCCAACCCACAGGCUCCCCAACACCACCAGCACCAACAGCAGCAGCAACAACAAGGAUGAGGAGGAUGAUGAUGAGAAGGCUCGUUGAUGCUGCCCAACUCACCAUGUUGCUCAUCACCGGGGUCUCUCUGGCUUGCUACCCGUCUCCCAGCCCCCAGUCCUGGCAGGACCAAGCCCACAGGUCGGCAGUGGUCAUCGAAGGCAAAGUGCAGUCUAUGUCCAUCCCCAACAACAACAGCCCUACGGAUAAGAACAGCAAUAGUCAACACAACCACCAUCACCACAACGGCAGUGAGCCCUACAGCGUUAGCGUCAAGGUGUUGGAUGUGUGGCCAGUCAACAGCGCUGGACUCCAGAGGAAUCAGCUCAUCACCAUCGGGGAUUUUGGCUCCGAGGCACCGUGUGUCCAAGUGAAGAAAAACCAGAAAUACAUCUUUUUCAUGAACCUCACCGACCAGCCUUUGGUCUUCAAGACCUCCUUCGCCCCUCUCGACUCCUCCAGUGGGAAGAACCUGAAAAAGGAUGUGGAGAAAAUCCUGUGUCAGAAUUGCGAGCCUGACGUACACGGAUACACUGUGCUCUGCUUAAUCUCAUUGCGUGACCUUGGAUGAGGUGAAUGGCGUAGCUCUGUGGAAAACAAAGGCUAACCGCACAGCAACUG
Messenger RNA from Callorhinchus milii (elephant shark), 796 nucleotides. RefSeq names its product pro-neuregulin-2, membrane-bound isoform-like. Gene Ontology annotation, molecular function: signaling receptor binding. Lineage: Eukaryota; Metazoa; Chordata; Chondrichthyes; Chimaeriformes; Callorhinchidae. The coding region runs from base 39 to 746 and encodes 235 amino acids. Gene Ontology annotation, biological process: nervous system development; intracellular signal transduction; animal organ development. The record is from RefSeq and is a predicted model, not a curated record. The transcript is spliced from 2 exons.